GUCUUUAACUCAAGCGCCAGCAGUAUGAGUGGUGAAGAAGAUAUGUCUCUUGAGAAAACCUCGUUUUAUCGUCAAAGACCGAUCAGUGAGCUCUCAUCGGGGCAAAGCCUAGGUGAGCCAUCUACAGCAAAAGGGCCUCUACCUGACUUUAUCGACUUUCUUGCUGUCACCCAAUGGAGACAAAUCGACUUCUUGCCCAUAACAUGGCAGCAAAUGCUCUCUUCGCUUGGGGUGGGAGGAACUGCUCGCUUGAAACAAUCGAUUGUGAACAACAAAGUCAGCCUUGCAUUCAAGCGUCUACAUCUUGAUAAUGCAACAGCAGAAAGUAACUCCGAGGCUCUUCGCAUCUUGAUAAAUGAGAUCUCAAUAUUAGGACAUCCUGUCAUUAGGCGACUCCCUUACUUCAUUAGACUGGAAGGUAUUUGCUGGGAUUUCACGGACGGUGUGGUUCCUGUCUUGGUCUUUAGAAAAGCGCAUCAUGGAAACCUGCGGCAAUUUCUUUUCUCAAAAGCUGGGAAAAAAAUUAAUUUCGCCCAAAGACUGCGGAUAUGCAGCGAAAUUGGCUCCGCAAUUAUGACGAUGCAUUCAUUCCAUAUGAUUCAUGGGGACCUCAAACCGGAGAAUGUCCUCAUAUUCGAAGAUCCGCUUAACGGCUUCAUGACAAAGGUUGUCGACUUUGGCUAUUCUGGUCUUUCACUGCUACGUAGCGAGGAUUCGAAAUUUCAACUACCAAUAUCGCGGCCGUGGAAUGCUCCAGAAUUAACAGAAUGCAACUCGGAGUUCUCCUUAGAUGGGGCAAGGAAAGCCGACAUAUACUCUUUUGGCCUGCUCUGUCUGUGGAUCCUUUUCUACGAUCGCUUCGAAUCCGUACAAGGCGACAAUUGCGCCUCAAUGGAGGACCUGGAGUGGAUAGAAACACUAAAAGAGAAUGAUUUACUCUAUUCAUUUGCCGCAGAAUGCUCAGAGAAUGUCGAAAACUUAUCGACCGACGAAAUUGAAGGGCUUGUCCAGUUCUUUGGCUGGACAUUAGCCACAGAGCCAUACCAGCGUCAGUUGCCAAAUGAUGCUCGCGCAGUCGCAGAACACUUUUUGGCCAAGCAGAAAAAUGCAGAAAUUUCAUCAACAUCUAAUGAAGAAAUCACUUCCUCUGCAACGUUAAGUUCUGUAGGAAUUCAAUGCGAAGACAUCGAAGGUCACGUUAGGCCUUUCGGGUUCAUCCACUAUUAUCGAUUCAAAACAGGCUCCAUAGAUUUAGGUUAUGAUGCCGACUCGAAAGUCUUCAACCUUACUGAUGCUAUUCCGCAUCUCGUUGCUUCAGACUACCGUUUAUGGAAGCACAUAAAAAAUAGCUACGAAACUCGUUUUGACAGCAGUUACCUGGAUCAGUCUUCUCGUGCAGACUCCGCGUUUCGAUUAGCGCUUCUGCAUUUCCUGCAUCUUGGCACCUCGAACAAACAUGAUGAAGCAGCGACAUGGUUGCUUGGAAGCGGGCGAUCCGAGAUGGACCUCGUUAGAGAGGUGGAGACAAUCAAGCAAGUACGGGCAGUUCAGUUCAUAGACAAAGAAGUUGAGAUCGAUGUGAUCGACUUUGUCCAUCAGUACAGAGACCUCAAUCUUCUUGAAGUUGCGCUUCAGGAGUAUGAGAAUACCGCAGCCCGGCUGGAGCAACUCUUUGGUAGUGGACAUACACUCGUGAUUCGGUUGCGUCUCAUCUACGCCAGAAUACUCCAAGAAAAAGGUCUGCCACGUCAGGCCCAAGCAACAUUGCUAGCCCUUGCCAGUGCUGCCGAAGUUGAGUUCGGACAACACGACCCAGUUAUGCUUGCGAUUGAGAAUCAACUAGUUUUGGUCUAUAUUGACCUCUGUUCCUGGAAAGAGGCCGAAUCUCUGCAGAUCCGAGUACUAGAGAAGAGUAAGAAAGUUUUCGGAGAUGAAAGUGAGCAAGCUCAAAGCUGUAUGGGCAACUUGGCGGUCCUAUAUUGGAAUCUGCGAAAAUUGGACAAAGCUGAAAGGCUUCAAACAGAACAUUUGGAGUUAUUGCAAAGAACUCGUGGAAGGAGGCAUUUCAAGACCUUGACAAGAAUGAACAACCUAGCGUCCACCUAUGAAUACCAGGGUAGAGCCGACAAAGCUCUAAAAUUAAAGUUGGAGGCUCUGGAAAUAUCAAAGGAUAUAAAUGGUGAAGAUGACCAUUACACGCUGUCACUCAUGAAUAACGUUGCAAAUAACUAUCGCAGGCGAAAGAAGUUUCAAGAGGCAGAGAAACUGGAUUUCGAGGUAGUCGCCGCGAGAAAACGCCAACUUGGGGAAAAUCACGUAAUUACGCUUCGGGCUAUGGGAAAUCUUGCCUCAGAUUAUGCUCUACAAGGAAGGGCCGAGGAAGCUGAGCCACUAGAAAGACACAUAGUCAUCGCCCUCUCCAAUCAGCUGAGUCCGCUGCAUCAGGAUCUGCUAACAGCAAAGAAUAAUCUGGCACACACUCUGAAAGACCUUGGGCAAGUGGAGGAGGCUGUUCGGAUGAUGACAGAAGUUGUAUCAGGUCGUACUGAAGUUCUUGGAGCUGAUCAUCCCGAGACUAAGAGAUCUUCAGAAAAUCUUCAGAAAUGGCGGAUAAUAAUAAUGGAUGCCUAGUCUCUCUUCUUCA
Molecule: messenger RNA, 2644 nt
Organism: Verruconis gallopava
Lineage: Eukaryota; Fungi; Ascomycota; Dothideomycetes; Venturiales; Sympoventuriaceae
Exons: 4
Coding region: 25-2631 (868 amino acids)
Biological process (GO): protein phosphorylation
Molecular function (GO): protein binding; protein kinase activity; ATP binding
Source: RefSeq, a predicted model, not a curated record